Messenger RNA from Mugil cephalus (flathead mullet), 1389 nucleotides. RefSeq lists its product as uncharacterized. Bases 1 to 1389 code for a protein of 462 amino acids. NCBI's taxonomy places the organism in Eukaryota, Metazoa, Chordata, Actinopteri, Mugiliformes, Mugilidae. The transcript has 2 exons. The record is from RefSeq and is a predicted model, not a curated record.
AUGGAGCUCAGGGAAGUUUAUCCUCAGCUUCCGGUAAUUAGUCAAGAGGGCAAUUACCACAUUAAGAAUGAGGCUGAGCAGGUUAUAGAAGUGGGGAAAGCAGAGACAACUAUUAGGAUGUAUCCAAGUACAAAAAGUAAAAAGAAAACGACACGUUUGGAGACCGGAGGACGAUUGAGAAUUAAAAGGAUGGAUUUUGGAGAAGUGGAGUAUCAGAGUGAUGAAGAAGAAGCCAGGGGAGGAUAUGAUCCAGCGGUCAGACGACUACUGGCCAGAGCGGAAAGAAGAGGAGGUACAACAGGAAGAAGAAGGGAACUGAGAGAUGAAAGUGAAGUUGAAGGUGAAAGUGGAAGUGAAAAUAAGAUUGAGAAUGAGGAUAGUGAUGAAGAAAGUGAGAGUCCUACUCUUUUGAAGUUUGCUAAGAUAAAAACUGCUUAUAGAGAAGAAGAAAGACGACAGAUUUUAAGAGAAGUUGAAGAGAAUAUAGAUCGAUGCUGUAGAUGUCUGGACAAAUGCACUACACCAAAAGGAAGGAAGGCAUUAGAAGACCAAUUACAAGAACUGCAGAUUCAGAAGAAAAAAGGGCGGAAAACAGGUUCCCAAAAACAGGACAAGGAAUAUGAACUGCGUUCAAGGAAAGAGAAGAAGCCUGGUAAGAUGUGUCCAGUUAUCAUAAGAGGUCAGAAUUUGGAGUAUAAACCUUGGCAGAGUACUGACAUGUCAGAUAUACUUGAGAAGUUACCUACUCUUCAAGAUGGAGCACACCCUUGGAUCUCAAAGUUGGAAGAGAUCAUGGUGGGGACGCAAGCUGCAGUAGGAGACAUUAAGAGAUUGCUGGCUAAUAUACUUGGGGUUCCAGCCAUGGGGGAGAUUUUGCAGAGAGCUGGAUUAAACCGUUAUGUGGAAACUGCUGUAAAUGAUUCAGAGCUGUUUGCAGCAAAUAGAGGUCGAGUGUGGAGAGCAUUGAAAGAUACAUUUCCGACAAAUAUACACCCCGACAACAUUCUCAUUGAGCCACUGGGACAGGAAGAAAAUCCGAGAGCCUAUGUGUCAAGAGCCUAUCAAGUGUGGAGAAAUGUCACAGGAAACGAUCCAGAGGAGAGCCAAAUGGAGCAAUCAAUUUUGCGAGUCAAGAUACAGAAGGGGCUACCUCUACCAGUGCGGAGCAAAUUGGCAGAAGUGGUUGGUCUUGGAAAUAUGGCGAAGGGUGUAUAUACAGACCAUGUAGCACAUCAAGUGGACCUGUAUAGAAAGAAGGAGUAUGAUCAGAAGGAACAAGGAAAUUUCAGAGGAAACUUCAGGGGAAAUGCAAGAGGAGGAUUCAGAGGUCAGCAAUUGAUAAUCCGGGGACCGGCGAACCCUUAUAGGGGUCCAGAGCAAGGAUUUUAG